Molecule: messenger RNA, 897 nt
Organism: Nematolebias whitei (Rio pearlfish)
Lineage: Eukaryota; Metazoa; Chordata; Actinopteri; Cyprinodontiformes; Rivulidae
Gene: pigx
Product: phosphatidylinositol glycan anchor biosynthesis, class X
Exons: 6
Coding region: 1-732 (243 amino acids)
Biological process (GO): GPI anchor biosynthetic process
Cellular component (GO): endoplasmic reticulum membrane
Source: RefSeq, a predicted model, not a curated record
AUGUAUUUUGAACUGACAGUCGUUUUAGCUUAUUUAUUGACAUGUCAUUGUUUUGUUAAAAAAGAUGACUAUCAGGACCACUGUGAUCUAAAGCAGUGGCUUCAGUCCUCCACAGUAUCCGUGGAGCUCAACAAGAUGGGUUUUCACAGGGAGGUGACUACCACUGUUGAGCUCAGCCCAGAUGUGCUCAGUGAUGUUCGCAUGUUGCUGGUUUACAAAUGGCCCAGUGGCGUUUACCUAGAUCCAUAUCAGCUGGCAUCACUGACGGCUCAAAGCAACUGGCAUGUAUUGAUAGAUUCAGCCAUUGAUCUAGAAGCUCCCGCUCACAAGACUUCAGGAUUUCUUACGUAUGUGUAUCCCACCAAUACCGGACCAACAUCUACAAAAGUAACAAUUCCAGUACAUGGACGCUAUCAUGAACCGUCCUUUGUUGGGGAAACAUUUACAUCUGUUCACAUGGAACCUCCAGAGCUGCUACUGCGGACUGAAACAUGCACACAUCGCAACAUACUGGAGCCUUUUACUGUAGUCGAUGCCCCAUGCACCGUCAGCAAUUCCAGCAUGUGCUCAUGGAUUAAAACACAUCAUCAGCAGGAGCGCAGCAUCAUCAGUUUCCAAUUUCCUGUCGGUGAUGGGUCUACGGUGACUCGUGUAUGUGCGGGGACUCUUCUCGUCACCAUGAUCUGCUGUGUGGCACUGUCCCAAUACUUGCUGAAACAUCGAAUCUGUUAAAGCAGCAACAGUCUUGUUCAGCCAGUUUAUUGUUUUCCAGUUCAUGGACAGAUACGUGGACUAAUUCAUGAGAGGAAAAACGCUCGCGCAGAAUUCACUCUCAGACGUCACUGUGAUUUUAUUUUGUAAAUAUUCAAGGUUCUUUAUUGUCAUUCGCAUCACAUG